AUGAGAAAUAAUAUAGAGGCGGCAGGUGUACAUUUGGCAGACUGCACACUGCUUUGGUGUCGCCAUGAGACGAAAACGGAGGAGGAGCGUUUGGCGGCUGAUGUGCAGCGGCGGAUUUCUCUUCUUGGUGAGGAGUAUCCGCCAACAGCAAGGGACAUUGCCAAACAAGAGGCCUCUCCGCAUGUUCGUGUUGAUGGAGAGAUAGUUGCCACCAAUCUCGCACUUCGUUACUUAACCCGAGCAGAGGAGGAACGCAAAGCUCGUUUUGAGGAGGAGCGGAGACAACGAGAGGAGAGGGAGGCUUUAGGGAAAAAGCAGGACGAGAUAAGACACAUCAUAAUUGACAAUUGGGCUUUUGGCAUGGAGGAACUAGAGAAGUUGCAAUGGAUAGAGCACGGAGUUGUCAAGGGUAAGGAACGGCGUAGGUUGUACGUCGAUUGGUACGAUUCCGGAGUGCAGCAGCAUUUGGUGGAUGAAGCGCGGUUGUGGUCAGACUUGGAGCAAGUUAUAGGACGAGAACGUGAGGCAGGGAGGAAGGCAUAUGAAUUGUCUAAAGGAAAACCGUAA
Messenger RNA from Trypanosoma brucei brucei TREU927, 567 nucleotides. RefSeq lists its product as hypothetical. The coding region runs from base 1 to 567 and encodes 188 amino acids. The record is from RefSeq and is a predicted model, not a curated record. The transcript has a single exon. Lineage: Eukaryota; Euglenozoa; Kinetoplastea; Trypanosomatida; Trypanosomatidae.